CUUCAGCUGCCCUGGGCGAAAUUUUAAUUUUUUCAAAGGUUUUUUUUUAACAAACGACUUAGUUUAUAUAUAUAUUUAGAAUUAUAUUUGUUUCAUGCUAUUAUAUCAGUGUUUCCUAAUUUUUUUUAUGUGUAAAUGUGAUUGUGGACUACAGCAAGAAUGUUGCAAAAUAUUGAUCUGGAAAGCUUGGAGUUCGAAGCUCACCUGGGCACUGGAUGCUAUGGAGGCCACGUAGGCCUGUUCCGGAGCAAAAAGGACAAACGCAAUCGCCGACUUGUGCUGAAAUCCAUCCCAUACAACAGUCCGAACUAUGCCUACAAGGCGGUACUCAAGGAGCACACCAUCCUGUCGCAGAUCAACCAUCCUCGCAUCCUGCGCUAUUUUGGCUUCUUCCAAACGGCGGACUCGUGGAAUAUGGUAACGGAAUUUGCCCAACGGGGCAACCUGGCCAAAUUUCUGCAACGACGUCGGGAGUGCAACGAGCCCCUAUGUCAACGGUCGGUGAUGGCAAAGUUCGUAGACAUGGCUGAGGCCCUGCAGUACCUGCACCAUCGUAAAGUCAUACAUCGUGAUUUGAAACCGGAGAACGUGCUGAUCGACGCGGACAAUCGCCUGAAGUUGGCUGAUUUUGGGAUUGCCAAGAUUUUCACCGACCUAAAACCGGAUGAUGAGUUGAAUAUGACGAUCGUGGGUACGCCCCUAUACAUGGCACCGGAAGUGGCCAGUGGCAAGCCGUACGAUUACAAGAGUGACGUGUGGCCUUUGGGGAUCAUCUUCUACGAGUUGUGCAUGCUGGAGCAUCCAUUUGAGGGGCGCUGCUUGAUUGUGGGCGGCGAUGGCAAGGAACGAUUCGUGACACCCCUGGUGGAUUGCGCCGGAAGGGGAUAUCAGGACGAGAUUCAGACGCUGUGCGUUAUGAUGUUUCAAGCAAAUCCGAAGAAACGCUGGACGUUGGAGAAGAUCCUGAAACAUGACGCUGUGAUUCGUUUGAUCAAGAGGGAUAUGUGAUAGAGGAAAAAGCUUGAAGUCUUUUUUUUUUGGUUUUAUAUAAUUUAUUUCUGAAUGUAUCACAUUUCUUAGCAUAUAAUCUAAAGAAUGUAGGAUGUGGCCUGUCUUUGAAAAGAAUAGAUCUAAAAUAAUAAUAAAAAAAUUGUUUAAAGAAUCAAGCCUCCAACGAUGACGUCAAAAGCUUUAGUAUUUUCUCCUUUUGCAAGAACAGUACAGCUUUAUAGAAGUUAAAAUUGAAAAUUUAACCAUGAUA
This is a messenger RNA of Ochlerotatus camptorhynchus, 1261 nucleotides long. RefSeq names its product serine/threonine-protein kinase Nek5-like. The transcript has 2 exons. Gene Ontology annotation, molecular function: ATP binding; protein kinase activity. Gene Ontology annotation, biological process: protein phosphorylation. Lineage: Eukaryota; Metazoa; Arthropoda; Insecta; Diptera; Culicidae. The record is from RefSeq and is a predicted model, not a curated record. Bases 160 to 1008 code for a protein of 282 amino acids.